Molecule: messenger RNA, 6471 nt
Organism: Equus quagga
Lineage: Eukaryota; Metazoa; Chordata; Mammalia; Perissodactyla; Equidae
Gene: ABI3BP
Product: ABI family member 3 binding protein
Exons: 66
Coding region: 72-5318 (1748 amino acids)
Biological process (GO): extracellular matrix organization; positive regulation of cell-substrate adhesion
Molecular function (GO): protein binding
Source: RefSeq, a predicted model, not a curated record
CACUUAAAUGCAGCUGCAGGGCUGCGGGACACCCACCAGCAUCACUCCCCGUGUGAGGUGGCAAAUGCAACAUGCUCUCCAGCUUGGGGUGUCUACUUCUCUGUGGAAGUAUUGCACUAGCCCUGGGAAAUGCACAGAAAUUGCCAAAAGACUCUUCUUACGUGGGGAUGAUCCCAAAGGCCUGGAAGACACAUGGUAAAAAGCCAAACCUGAAAGUCCACAUCAAUACCACAAGUGACUCCAUCUUCUUGAAGUUCCUGCGUCCAAAUCCUAAUGUAAAACUGGAAGGCUUCCUCCUGGGUUAUGGCAGCAACUUGUCACCAAACCAGUACUUCCCUCUUCCCGCGGAGGGGAGACACACUGAGGCCGUAGUGGAUGCGGAGCCUAAAUAUCUGAUAGUUGUGCGACCUGCCCCUCCUCCAAACCGAAAGAAAUCAUGCUCAGGUAAAGCACGCUCACGCAAACCUCUCCAGCUGGUGGUUGGCACUCUGACGCCCAGCUCAGUCUUCCUGUCCUGGGGUUUCCUCAUUAACCCUCACCACGACUGGACGUUGCCAAGCCAAUGCCCCAAUGACAGAUUUUAUACAAUUCGCUACAGAGAAAAGGAUAAGGAAAAGAAAUGGAUUUUUCAACUCUGUCCAGCCACAGAAACAAUUGUGGAAAAUCUAAAGCCCGACACGGUUUAUGAAUUCGGAGUGAAAGACAACGUAGAAGGUGGAAUUUGGAGUAAGAUUUUCAAUCACAAGACUAUUGUGGGAAGUAAAAAAGUAAAUGGGAAAAUCCAAAGUACCUAUGACCAAGCCCACUCAGUGCCAUCGUAUGUCCCAAGGAAACUAAUCCCAGUAACAAUCAUCAAGCAAGUGAUUCAGAAUGUCACUCACAGGGCUUCAGCGAAAUCUCCAGAUAAGACUCCCUAUGGAGGAACGAUACUAGUCCACCUUGUUAUUCCAGGUCUUAAUGAAACCACCGUAAAACUUCCUACAUCCAUAAUGUUUGAGAUUUCGGAUGCACUCAAGACACAAUUAGCUAAGAAUGAAACCUUGGCGUUACCUGCUGAAUCUAAAACACCAGAGGUAGAAAAAAUCCCAGCACAGCCCAUAACAGUGACUCCUGAAUCAGUUCCAAGAACCACUAAACCCACCGUGCCUAGUGCAUUAGACAUUUCAGAAACAACACUGGUUCUCAGUGAAAGGACGCCGGAAGCAUCGCAAACUAGUCUAAUACCUAGGUUUGAAUUGCCACUGAGCACUCUAGCUCCGAAAAGCAUUCCAGAACUUCCUCAGGCAAAAACAUCCUUCCCUUUUGAGAAAGCUGGGGGCACCUUGGCUUCAAGUGAAAAGCCGUGGAUUGUACCUACAACUAAAACAUCUGAAGAUUCCAAAGUUCUACCACCUCGAACUGCAACUUAUGAUGUUUUCUCAAGCCCUGCAACAUCAGAUGCGCCUGAACUGUCAGAGCCCCACACAGCAACAAGUGAUCCAUUUCUGGAUUCUGUCCCACCUAAAACUUCUAGAACUCUUGAACAGCCAAGGGCAACACUCGCUCCCAGUGAAACACCAUUUGUUCCGCAAAAACUGGAAAUCUUUACCAGUCCUGAAAUGCAACCUACAACACCUGCUCCCCUGCAAACUACGUCCAUCCCUUCUACACCUAAACGCCGCCUCAGGCCCAAAACACCAAGAACCAAACCUGAAAGAACCACAAGUUCUGGAACAAUUGCAUCUAAAGUUUCUAAAAGUUUUGAACCUACACGGACAACGCUGGCUCCCAGUAAAACACAAUUUAUUUCUUUGAAACCUAAAAUCCCUGUCAGCCCAGAAGUGACUCACACCAGACCCGUCUUAGGACCUGGAACACUGGCAACAAAACCUUCAACGACAACAUUAGCUCCACCAAAGACCAAACGGCCAGGUCGUCGCCCCCGCCCUAAAACCACACCUAGUCCGGAUGUGCCCAAGUCCAAGCCUGCUCUGGAGCCGGCUACGGUGCCCCCGGAGUUCUUGGUGCCCACAAUCGAUUCAAAACCACCAAAGCAAUUAUUUCCUAAACACCAAACCGCAGCAAAACCAGAUAUGCCACCAACUAAAUCCGUCUUUGAGCCUGUGACAUCUGAGACUGAAACUCCUUCCAUCACCAUAGUUGCUGCCACAGACAUUGACCUUGUGACUGUGAGAACUGAGGCUCCCAGGACAACAUUGGCUCCAAAAACCCCACAACGGACAAGAACACGUCGUCCACGUCCCAAACCUAAAACCACGCCGAGGCCAGAGGCACCUCAGACUAAACCGGACGUUGAGCCUGUGACGCCUGGGACAUCAUUAGCUCCAGCCAAAACAACAAAAAGACCCCGUCGUCCACGGCCCAAACCUAAAACCACACCCCAUCCAGAAGUACCUCAGGCCAAACUGGUCCCUGCCACAGUCCUUGAACCGGGUGUUCUUAGAACCGAAGCUCCAGAGACAACACUAGCUCCCAAAGUGUCUCCCCGGACUCGUCGUCCACGUCCCAAACCUAAAACCACAGCGAGUCCUGAAGCAGCUCAGCCUGACCUGGUUCCUGCUACUGUCUUCGAACCAGUUACUCCUGUAAGAGAGGCUCCGGGGGCAGCUUUUGUUCCUGUCACAGACUUUGAGCCUGUUACUUUUGCAGCAGAGACCUCUGGGCCAACAUUAGCUCCCAAAGCAUCACAAAGACCACGUCGUCCACGUCCCAGACCCAAAACCACACCAAGCCCUCAAGCACCUCAGACCAAACUGGUUCCUGCUAUAAUCCUUGAACCUGUCACUCUUAGACCUGAGGCCCCAGGAGCAACAUUAGCUUCCAAAACAUCACAGCAGACGAGUCGUCCACAUCCCAGACCAAAAACCACACCAAGUCCUGAAGUACCUGAGUCCAAACCAGUUCCUACUGCAGGCUUUGAACCUGUUACCUUCAGAACUGAGGCUUGGGUGACAACACAAGCUCCUAAAACGUCAAAACGGACCCGUCGUCCACGUCCCAAACCUAAAACCACACCAACUACCAAGGCGCCUCAAACCAGACCGGUUCCUACUACAGAUCUUGAACCUGGUACUGUCAGAACUGAAGCUCCGGAAAUCGUGGUUCUUCCUACAGUCCUUGAACCUGUCACUCUUAGGACCAAGGCUCCGGAAACAACAUUCGCUCCUAAAACAUCACAACGAGCUCGUCGUCCACGUCCCAGACCUAAAACCACAUCAAGCCCUGCUGCACCUCAGACCAAACCGGUUCCUACUACAGGCUUUGCACCUGUUGUCCAUAGUUCUGAGGCCCCGGGAACAACAUUAGCUCCCACUGAACUGCAGCCCCUUAUUUUGAAACCAGUGACAUCACCAAGUCUAGAAAUGACACAAAGUCAACCUGUUUCUGAAGUCCUGGAGUCGGUUACAUUUAGCACUGAGUCAUCCAUGGAAGCUAUAGCCCCAGCCGAAACAGAUUACGUAUAUCCCACUGCCAAAGCACCACUCAGGCCAGAGGAGCCAAAGGCUGAAGUUGUGGAAUCUGUUACAAAUGUGUCAGAACCACCCGAGACCUCGCUAGAGACAUCACCUCUGCCUUCCCAAACUAUAACCCUACCCAGCCCAGAUGAGCCUCGGACUGAACCGGCUCCCAAGCAGACGCCGCGUGCUCCUCCCAAACCAAAAACAUCUGCACAUCCGAGAGUCCCACAAACACAGCCAGCUCCUAAGGUGUCCCAGCAUGUUACUUCAAAGCCGAAAACGUCACCAAGUCCAGAAGUAUCACACACUCCAGCUGUUCCGCGAGACGUGCUUCUUCCCCAUAAACCAGCCCCCGAAGGCUCUCAGAGCGAACCUGUUCUGCAGCCUGUUACCUUUAGCAUUGACCCACCAGAGGCAACAAUAGGUCCUUUAGAGACCCGAGGCAGCCCUUUCAUUCCCAUGAUUUCACCAAGUCCUAGUCAAGAGGAACUGCUAACCGCUCUGGCAGAAACAGACCAAACCACCCAAGAACUCUUCACCACUAAGAUUUCACGAACAACUGAGCUGGCAAAGACGACUCCGGCACCACACAGACUGUAUACCACCCCAGGGAGGCCCAGAGCUCCUGACAAACCCCGCAGCAGACCGGGGGUCAAGCAACCGCCAAAGCCAUCAGGUGCUGGUAGAGAUGUGUUAGUGGACUCCACCCAUGCCACAAAAAGACCAGCCACGAUCCCAGGCACUCGCCGUCCACCCUUGCCACCUAGACCCACGCCCCCACGAAGAAAACCUUUACCGCCAAAUAACGUCACCGGAAAGCCAGGAAGCGCAGGAAUCAUUUCGUCAAGCCGAGUAACUUCCCCACCCUUGAGGGCAACGCUCAGACCUACUGAAGCCCCCUUGGAGGGAACAGAGACAGAUAAAAAGCAACCAACAGUUCCUGCUUCGGGAGAAGAAAUUGGUAAUACGACUGACUUUAGCUCAAGUCCAACAAGAGAAACUGAUCCUCUUGGGAAACCCAGAUUCAAAGGUCCUCAUGUGCGAUACAUCCAGAAGCCUGACAACAGACCCUGCUCCAUCACUGACUCUGUCAAACGGUUCCCCAAAGAGGAGGCGACUGAGGGGAAUGCCACCAGCCCACCACAAAACCCACCCACCAACCUCACCGUGGUCACUGUGGAAGGGUGCCCCUCAUUUGUCAUCCUGGACUGGGAUAAGCCACUAAAUGACACUGUCACUGAAUAUGAAGUUAUAUCCAGAGAAAAUGGGACAUUCAGUGGGAAGAACAAGUCCGUUCAAGUUACAAAUCAAACCUUCUCCACAGUAGAAAAUCUAAAACCUGACACAAGCUAUGAAUUCCAGGUGAAACCCAAAAACCCACUUGGAGAAGGCCCGGCCAGCAACACGGUGGCCUUCAGCACCGAAUCAGCGGACCCCAGAGUGAGCGAGCCAGUUUCUGCAGGAAGAGAUGCCAUCUGGACGGAGAGACCCUUUAAUUCCGACUCCUACUCAGAAUGCAAGGGCAAACAGUAUGUCAAAAGGACGUGGUAUAAGAAGUUCGUAGGGGUGCAGCUGUGCAACUCCCUCAGGUACAAGAUUUACCUGAGUGACUCCCUCACAGGAAAAUUUUAUAACAUAGGCGAUCAGAGAGGCCAUGGAGAAGAUCACUGCCAGUUCGUGGACUCAUUUUUAGACGGACGCACAGGACAGCAACUCGAUUCUGACCAGCUACCCACCAAAGAAGGCUAUUUCAGAGCAGUUCGCCAGGAACCUGUCCAAUUUGGAGAAAUAGGUGGUCACACCCAAAUCAAUUAUGUCCAGUGGUAUGAAUGCGGGACCACAAUUCCCGGAAAAUGGUAGAUGCUACAAUCGUGUUCAAAAGGGCCUUCUGUUUCAUCAUGGCAAAAAAUAAUUGGAAACACUAUGGUAUUUGUCACAUUCAUUUAAAGCUGUUAUGUUUACUAUGUAUAAAAGUUUAAAAUCUAAUUAAUAGCAAUAUUAGAUGUUUAUUAGAAAGAUUGCUGAGAAUAUUUAUCAGGUUUUACAAAGUCAUUUUAAGAAAGCAAGAUACUGACAUUAACAGAAUAACUUUUUUUGGGAAGCUGGCUCCCUGUUCAUGGUAUUUUAAGAGAUCAUUUGUAUAUUAUUUAUCAACACUGUUGUAAUGAUGUUUUGAGAUACUUUUAUAACAAAAUUAACAUCAAAAAACUAAUAUACUUUUUAAAAACUAUUUACUUUUAUUAAUGUGUAUUCUUCCUACUGGUGAGUUAAUUCCAUAAAUCUCUACUUGGUUUAACUUAUUAGAUCAAAUUAUCUUCAGCACAUAUAUCUGGGGGAAAAAGGUCCUAACAUUCAAGUUUAUUUAAACUUCCAUUUUUUAGCAACAGCUGAAUAGCUUUUUGAAGCAUUUAAAUAGGUAACCAUUCAUGCAAAUAUACAUUUCCUUAAAUACUUGCAAAUUAUUGAAAAGACUGUUUGAAUCAGUAAAUUUCAUUUCAGCUGAAAAAUUGAGAAUCUGAUGUAUUUUCAAAAUAUUGUUUCAAUACACGUUUCAUUAUUUCUCUACCCAUACGUAUGUUACAAUGUCUGAAUGUACUUGGUCAAACUAUCCCUUUAAGCAAUUAUCUUCCUAUUGUUUUCAAUAUAAUUCUAAUCAAGCUGUACGCAGAGACUGAAUGGGAAGUCUGAGCAUAAAGAGGUAAUGCAUGAUGAGGUACCCGUGGUUUUACAGGAUACUUACUACCUUUUUAUACAUAGGACCUCCAGGAAUGAAUGUAUCAGAGGAUGUUUUCAUAAUUCUAACUCAACCUAUAAUGAAAAUCUGACUCAUUUUUAUUUAAAAAGGUAUUGCUUUCUUUCACUGGGGGAGGGAGACAGGAAUGCUGCAUUGCUGCCCUCAUUCGGAAAGAAAGCUUUCCUGGGCCUACCUUUCAACAUGCUUCAAGUUUAUCGUCUACAUUUUGUAUUUUCCAAACAAGUAUAAACUGCAAUAAAGAGAUGUAGUUUUUUUUAA